Molecule: messenger RNA, 1680 nt
Organism: Nematolebias whitei (Rio pearlfish)
Lineage: Eukaryota; Metazoa; Chordata; Actinopteri; Cyprinodontiformes; Rivulidae
Gene: tango2
Product: transport and golgi organization 2 homolog (Drosophila)
Exons: 9
Coding region: 118-945 (275 amino acids)
Biological process (GO): Golgi organization; protein secretion
Cellular component (GO): Golgi apparatus
Source: RefSeq, a predicted model, not a curated record
GACCCUGCGUAAGCGCUUCUUUAGUUGUCAACAACGAGGAGAAAUGGCCGAUAUGACUUCUAUUUGAAGACAGAUGUGGACUGAGUGACAACCCUGUUGUCAGUUUCCAGUACAUCCAUGUGUAUUAUCUUCUUUAAGUUCGACCCCAGGCCUGCAUCCAAAAAUGCUUACAGGCUAAUUUUGGCUGCUAACAGAGAUGAGUUUUACAACAGACCGUCCAAGGCUGCAGAUUUCUGGGGGACCAACAAUGACAUCAUCAGCGGUCUGGACCUGGAGUGCGGGAAGGAGGGUGGAUCCUGGCUGGGGAUCAACAAGAAGGGCAAGCUGGCUGCGAUCACCAACUACUUGGAAGGAUAUCCUAACCCUGAUGCACAAGGAAGAGGAUUUCUAGUGUCCAACUUCCUUAUGGAAAAGGAUGUAGACAGCUGCUCCUACAUGAAGAAGGUGUCUGCAGACGGCCAUCUGUACAACGGCUUCAAUCUCAUCACAGCUGACUUCAAAACCAAACAAGACACCAUGUGUUACUAUGGAAACAGAGGCAGCUCUGAACCCAUCCUUCUAAAUCCAGGGAUCUACGGUUUAAGUAAUUCACUUCUGGAUACUCCAUGGAAGAAAGUUGUGGUAGGCAAGGAACGCUUCACUGGGAUCAUCAGUAAGCCGUCGCUGUCCUGUGAUGGACUGGUGCAGGAGCUGCUCAGUUUCCUUAAUAACGAGGAACUGAACGCACCCGAUCCGAUCCAGGAGAAACAGGGUGAUGGUUUUACCAAGUCUUACAUCCAGGCCUUGUCAGCCUUGUGUGUUCGCAUCCCUAAUUAUGGCACAAGAACCAAUACUGUAAUCCUGAUAGACGCAGAAGGGAAUGUCACCUUCACAGAGCGCACCAUGCUCGACUGUGACACAAGCAAAUGGAGCACCAGAUCCUUCCAGUUCAAGCUCCAGGCGUGACGAGAUGGACUCCCCCCACUCUGUGCCUUUCUGCAACACCUUUCCUUCCAUCUCGCCCAGCCCCUCCGCUGCAGCUCCACUUCCCCGUGGCAGCGAAGUGUAAAUGAAAACUUGUCUGCACUUUUCUCACCUGAUCACUAGCUGCCUGAUAAACAUUAGCAAUAUCAAUUUCUUGCUUUUGGUUUAAGUUAAAAUGGAUUUUUUUUAAUGUGUGCUCAUUAAAAAAAAUGCCAAAGGACAUUUGUAAUUUUGUAGAAAAAGUAUUUUUGCCUAUGUCACAAUACAAAUGUUGUUUGGCUCAAAAAUAUCCCAUUUGUUAUUAAAAGAAAUCAUCUUUUCUAUCUGCAGAUCCAUACCAUAUUUCACGUGCACUCACCAGACUGCUGCUGGAAUUGAAUUACUUUAAGAAUUCAUGUUGAACAUUGGGUUUACUGCAGCCGUCAUGAAUGAGGGUUACUUUCUUACAUCUCUGAUCAUUCCAACACAAACUUUGGGGUUAAAUGCAAAAUGUCCCACAUGAUGAAACUUUGACCUCCUCAGUGGUCGAAGGUGAUUGAAAUGAGGAUUACAUUUAUUUGAUAAUAAAAACGAUAUCCAGACUCUUCGCUUUGCUCUUGUCAUCUAAAGUAUGUGAUGAACGUUCUUUUGUUAGUUGGGGCUUUUUUUUUUUUAAACAAUGUUUACAAUGUUUUCGAAGUUCUGUUUACUUCUGCUGCUGUGUCUGAGUGGUUAGAG